ACUCGCUCUCAGGGCCGGGGUUUCGCGAAGGAAGCAGCGGAGCCUCUCCCGCUCUCUGGGCCGGCUGCCGGAGCGGGAGCGCAGGGGCGACACCUCGGCACAGAUAGAGCCAGGACAGAAUUGUCGCCUGAGCAUCUGAGAGAGUUUUGUGCUUCUUUCCCUUUUUUCUUCUCCCGCAGGUGUUACAACGGCCUGCUAACUGCAGUGUUCCAUCCAGUAGUGCACACAAUAUGCCUUCUGGGACACUGAGGUGAUCAUGAAGGAAACAAGCAAAAAAAUAAUGGAGAAAGUAGCCAGACUAUCAGGGGAGUCCUUUCAAGGAAUCCAGCACUCCCCACCUCCUCCUCCUGACAAGGUAAGCUCCACGUCCGUCUCAUGUGUCCAGUGUUGCCACACAGCUAAUAAAGAUUCCUGUAGUUCUCUGCUGCCAAGAUGUCCAGUAACAGACUGUCCUGUUUGUGCAUGGAGCCCAGGUCCCUUUUGCAGGCCCUUGAUACCUUCAACCAAAAGGAAUUUCACUGGUUCAUCUCCAGAGGCUUCCCGUGUCCUGAGGGGAGCUCGUGUGUUGGCAAGGAGAGACACUGAUGGCUUUUAUUACUUGGGCUGCAUUGUCCAGGAGGUGAAGGGUUCCAGGGAAGGCUUUUUAAUUGAGUUUGACCAAAGUUGUGCUCUGAAGGGCAAGGUCCAGCGCGGCUGGCAGGAAACUCCUCUCUAUGACAUUCUGCACUAUGAGGACGCCCGGCGACACCCUCUUGCUCCAGGGGACAGGGUCUUGGCACCAUGGGAGGCUCCAGCCAAACGUUUUGGCCCUGGCACUGUGCUCAGGGUUCUGGAGAGCACAGAGGCACCUUUAGCACACAAUGAAAGGAGAGUGCUUGUGAAUUUCUGGAAUGGGCAGACUAAGGAGGUGUCUUCUGUCCAAGCUCUGCGGAUUCCUCUGCCCCUAAGCGAACGCAUCAUCCUGGAGCUGCAGAUGCCUUUGGCAGCCCGGCAGAUGGUGGUAGAUUCAAGCUUGGAUUACCCAUACCUUGUGGCACCAGGUUAUAGAGCCUCAGGGCAGUGCAGACAGGGUCACCUGGAGCUGGAUUGCUGCCCAGGGGCUCUGUAUUCCACUCAUCCCUGUGCCAAGUGCAGCUGGGGGUGGACCUCUCUUCCCCAGUGCUGCCUUGGAGCCUGGGAACCCACACGGCCUGCAGAGUGCAAAGUGCAGCAGGAAAAUGCCUUCAUCCCCAGGGCAAGCUUGUCUGAAGAAAAGCUCAGCAAGAAAAUAGAACAGGAACUGUCUGAAUUGAGGAUUGCAUCUUCAGAAAGUGUUUCCAGAGAGGAAGAGAAAAAGGAAGAGAAGAGAUUGGAGAUAGAAAGCAUUCCAAAAGAUGUUAGGUCUUGUUUGGAGGAGAACCGUGAGGCUAUAGAAACUGAGAAGGGCCCUCAGAGGCGGAUGGCUCAUGCUGUGGUGGAUGCUGCUGUCAACACAGACAGCUGGUUAAUGGAGACACAUCACAAGGAAGAAGCAGAGAGCAGACAGCAGGAUGCUGAAACUGAAGCUAAUUUUGAACAUGAGCAUGGCCUUUUUGAGUCCAGAGUGGCAGAAGCUCCAGUCCAGCAUUCCCAGAGGAGCCCUUCCCUGGGAAGCAGUGCUUUGGUUCCUUUCAGGCACCAGAGCUACUUUGCCCAAGUGAAUCAGUCCCUGGAGAAAGACAGCCUGACCAUCAGAUCAGCCUUUCGUGUGCAGAGACCACACAGCACCACCAACCUGCUGACUGGGAGAUCCACACAUCUCCCAAAUUUAAAAGACAAAAGCAUCACAAAAUCAGUCCUCAGUGGUGCAUCUGAGGAGAGGUGGAAAGAGCUGGACUUCAGCAGAGCCAAGAUUGAGCACAAAAAGUGGCAAGAGGAACAGAGGCAGCUGAAGAGGGAGCAGCAGCAAGAGGCAGAUGGCACCCGACGCCGGCUGCGCAGGGACAGCCAGAGGCAGCGAUUGCAUCAGAGAACAUUGCAAGGGCUGGAGAAACAGCUGGAGCACAAAGAAAGAGCUUUGCAGCACGUGGCACUGCUCCAGGCUGCUGGGGCUGAGAGGAGCAGGAAGGAAUCCUUCUUUAGAGAGGAGGAGGAGAGGAAGGCAAGGCAGAGGCUUCAGUUCUUAAAGACACAACGUUUGCAGAGAGAGGAGUUGCAGGCAGAAAGCAACAAAAGGAGCUGUGAACAAGAGAAAGAAAGGCUGGAGUUCCUGAGGAGCAGAAUGCAGUCACGGCAGGAAGUGCUGGAACAAGAAUCCCAAGAGAAGGACAAACAGCAAAACCAGCACCAGGCUGCCAAAGUGAGAGUGUUCCAGAGGAGAGAGAGUUCUAAUUUGAAGAUGGAAAAAAAAGGCCAGAAACUCCGUGCCCUCCAGCAGUACCUCAGGGAACAGAACCUUCUGCUGCUCCGGACAUCCCUGCUUGUACUUCAUUUAUAUGCUGUUCAUCAUAAAACAGCAGAUUGUUUUUGCACUUUCUCUUCAUUGCUUAACCACCUGAGAACAGACCACUGCAGAGAUGCUGCUCCACUGCUGUUUCACACAGGGUAUGUUUGGGAAUGUAUUCAGUACCACACUAUUUCCAAGCAUUCAUGGACUGUAUUUCUCACUAUUAAAAUGCAGCCAUAA
Molecule: messenger RNA, 2644 nt
Organism: Oenanthe melanoleuca
Lineage: Eukaryota; Metazoa; Chordata; Aves; Passeriformes; Muscicapidae
Product: glutactin-like
Exons: 11
Coding region: 257-2644 (795 amino acids)
Source: RefSeq, a predicted model, not a curated record